Molecule: messenger RNA, 1507 nt
Organism: Clupea harengus (Atlantic herring)
Lineage: Eukaryota; Metazoa; Chordata; Actinopteri; Clupeiformes; Clupeidae
Gene: zfand3
Product: AN1-type zinc finger protein 3-like
Exons: 5
Coding region: 120-764 (214 amino acids)
Molecular function (GO): zinc ion binding; DNA binding
Source: RefSeq, a predicted model, not a curated record
CCUUGGUUUAAAAAAUCAACAGUGAUCUCAAGGCUGGUCUAGAGGGGACAAAACUGUGUGCUUUUUGCUUGUUAAGUGCUCAGCUAAUCUUGCUUUCUUUCCACAGAUCCAGCAAAACCAUGAACCUCUGCUCAAAAUGCUUCUCAGACAUCCACGAGAAGCAGCCAGACGAAGACUGUCCCCCAGAGCCCGAGCCCAGCACUAGCAAUAACCAGUCAGCGGUCUUCUGUAGCGAGACGAACAGCAGCGGUAGCCAAUCCCUGCUGUUGACACCGGCCAGCACUGAGGCGCCCUCACAAGAAGACUCAGGAGCCACACCCCUCCCUGUACAGGAAGAAGCCUCAAGCACAGACGCAGGCCACACCACUCUGUCCACUCCCACGAAACGACCUUGCGACUCCCCCUCGGGCUCUCAGAGCGAGGAGUCCCCAGAGAAGCGGGCGCGUGUGGCUUCACCCUCACCCUCCUCCUCCUCCUCCCCUUCGCCCGCCACCCCGGACGAGACCACAGCAGCGCCCCGCGGGCCCAAGCAGAAGAACCGCCGACGCUGCCACUGCUGCCAAAGCAAACUGGAGCUGGUGCAGCAGGAGCUGGGCUCCUGUCGCUGUGGGUACGUGUUCUGCAUGCUUCACCGGCUCCCCGAGCAGCACGACUGUCUGUUCGACCACCUGGGGCGAGGGCGCGAGGAGGCCGUGCUGAAGAUGGUCAAGCUGGACCGCAAGGUUGGCCGCUCGUGCCAACGCAUCGGGGAGGAGUGCUCCUGAGGAGGCCGCCGCAGGGCAGGGGGUGGACGGACGGACGGACGGACGGAUGCAGGAAAACAGGAAGGAGGGAGGGAUGGAUGGAGGGCUGGGAGGGAGGGGGAAGAUCCUGAAGAUCCACACCUUGACUGCAUUCAAACCCUGCAGGCCCUAGCCACCUAGUCUGACCCUCCAUACACAAACUCUCACACUCACACGCACACUCACACUCACACUCACACUCACACACUCACUCACACCAUGUGCUGCAGAACUCUUCCCUCCAAGGCGAGAAAUGUCCUGCCUUCUGUCCGUCAGUGCACCUUUUGACUCCACCCGUCUGCGACCUCUGACCUCUGACCUUUUGACUUGUGCCCCGUCGUCGUCUGCAUGCCCUUGGCACCCCUCCACCCCCUAACCCGCCCCCCUGCUCUGAGCCUUAAGUGUCCACUGCCCCAGUAACACAGAUGCCUCUUGCCCUCCUGCUCCGCACACACUGCUCUCAGAGGACUAGGGCGGUCGGGGGCCCUGCUGUGGAUCUGCUCUUGUGUACGGCUCUCUUAUUUAACCAGCCACAGCCAGGGCGGCGCUCACGCGCUAUGCCCCCCUCUCUCUCGUCCCACUCCUCUUUGAUCAGUGCUUGCACACGUUGCACGGGAAAAUGGGACUCAGCAGUCGUAUUUGAACUUCUGUUACACACACACAACACAAAAUACUCUGCGCCUGUCCGACCACACACACACACACACACCCCACACACACACACA